Marchantia polymorpha subsp. ruderalis is the source of this 1037-nucleotide messenger RNA. The record is from the annotation of a GenBank genome assembly. NCBI's taxonomy places the organism in Eukaryota, Viridiplantae, Streptophyta, Marchantiopsida, Marchantiales, Marchantiaceae.
ACUGUAUUUCAGCUUCCACUUUCUCUCAUGUGCUUCAUACGCUCGUCAAAAGUAAAGGAUUUCUCACUUGCGAUUAGCAAUUAGGGAUAUAGACGAUGCGGAAUUUUGCUUCAGUGUGUAUUAGCACAAAGGUGUGUUUCUCGUGAGCUACAGGUGCCAUACUGCACGAUCUGUAUGGUCUGCAAUUUUUUGGAACUUCGGAGUUGAUCGUAAGUGUUAUUUCACUGCACGGCGAUUACCCUCAAGGACCAUGGCCGAAUUCCUCGUCGGACAGACGGACCUAGUGAGUCCAAACACGUAACUCGUAUGAGAGAGUUCCUUACGAGUUGAUAAUGUUGAGUUACAGAAGUCUUUCAGUACCUCUGCGGACUCCAUGUGCACGGGAUGUAGACGUUGCGUCGGUCGAUAAAGGUCCAGAGACUUACGUGAAAUAUCAACAGAAGUCACCAAUCCACGACUCGAGAACUCACAAGUUUGCAUCAUCUCUAUACCUCAUCGCUGAUCAGAUAUCUCCCGUGUCCUACACCGACACUGCUGCAGCAAAGCCUUUGGAUCCUGGAAUACAGUACGUGUUUAUAUCUCCAAUAAUUUCUUAUAAACCUGGAGCAAUUUCCACCGCCAAAUCAGUGGAGAUAUAACAGUAUGUCAAUGAAGGUCAGUCAUCUCACACAACAUAUGCUACCAUAUGAGUAUUCAUGAGCAGUUUAAAGAACCAGGCUCAGGUGUACCUUAGCUGAUCCAAUUGAUUUUCUGGAUUUUAAAGUCCAAGGUUUCCCUCAGUUUCAAUUAGACGUGUUCAUCCCUGUAGAUCCGUUCAGGCAAUAAAACUAUGAAAAUGAAAUCUUCAAAGUACGCACCUUACAGCCAAUGGAGGAAAUAAGGUGCUAGCUGAGUCACAACUGGUGGAGAAGAACGCUACCGAUGGACAGGCUCUUCUCUUUCCAGAUACGAGUCUUCAUUGUGCUUUGGAUAUCUUUCAAAUGCUCCGGUGAGGAUAUUUUCUGUAAUAAAAUCUAUGGAAGGUGAUCGACCUCAGC